UACCCAAAAUGAUAUUCCAAAUGGAAGCCACGGAACCAAGAAGAGUCCUCCACCAAACACUUCAUUCUUUUUCUUGAAAAAAAAAAAAAGAAAAGCCCCAAUACUCUCUCUCCCUCAUGGGCCUGGGUCGCUACUCGCAAGCCACAAAACAUCCGAAAAAAUAGCAAAUUCCCCGCCCCCCGCCCGCUAAAGAAGAGCCCAUUUGCACUUGCAGUUUUAUGGUUUCACCUCAUUCAUCAUGCCAAAAAACAAGGGCAAAGGGGGCAAGAACAGGAAGAGAGGAAAGAAUGAGGCGGACGACGAGAAGCGAGAGCUGGUUUUCAAAGAAGACGGCCAAGAGUAUGCCCAGGUUUUGCGCAUGUUAGGUAAUGGCCGCUGUGAAGCCAUGUGCAUUGACCAGAACAAGAGACUCUGUCACAUUAGAGGGAAAAUGCACAAGAAGGUCUGGAUCACCACCGGCGACAUUAUCCUCGUUGGCCUCCGGGACUAUCAGGACGACAAGGCUGAUGUCAUCCUCAAGUACAUGCCCGAUGAAGCCAGGCUCUUGAAGGCUUACGGUGAGCUGCCGGAUAACGUCAGACUCAAUGAGGGGAUCGCUGGAGAGAUGGAUGAUGAUGAUGACGGCCAUGGUGAUAUUAGCUAUCUUGAGUUCGGGGAUGACGACAUUGAUCAGAUUUAACUCUCAAGGCCAACGAUAGUGAUAAAGCCUGGACCAGAGCUUUUCUUUCAUCCUGGACCAUUUUUUGCUAUUUUCAAUGCCAAACUCGUUUGUUUUAAGCUCGUUUCUGCGCAUAUUCGGACGAGUCCAGACAUGUUUCAGCAUUAGGAGGAAAUGCACGUACUCGGAGCCUGCAUCACAAUGUCCCACACUCAGUUUGCCUUUCUGCUCAAAAAAUACUAACCGUCGUGUGCUAGCAGCUACCAAGAUUUCUGAGACGUGAGAAAUUGAGAUAUUUCGCUGCGCCAACGUGGCUGAUGAAACGAUCUCUUCACUAAAAUAGCAAAAGCGAAAAAUGGAGUUUUAACAUCACACGCCGUCUUGAAUCCGCUCAUUUGCUUUGAUCAUCUCUCUCAUUUCUCUUUUAAAGUGAUCGUCUGUGAUUUUUGUACGCAAUGAAAUAUGUAACGACAAGCUAUGCAACACACCAAUUUCACAAAUAAAAACAGGAGGUGAAAGAAUGUGGAAUCUUGAA
Messenger RNA from Coffea arabica (coffee), 1193 nucleotides. Lineage: Eukaryota; Viridiplantae; Streptophyta; Magnoliopsida; Gentianales; Rubiaceae. The record is from RefSeq and is a predicted model, not a curated record.